Anopheles merus is the source of this 1449-nucleotide messenger RNA. RefSeq lists its product as uncharacterized. Gene Ontology annotation, molecular function: nucleic acid binding. The transcript is spliced from 2 exons. Lineage: Eukaryota; Metazoa; Arthropoda; Insecta; Diptera; Culicidae. Gene Ontology annotation, biological process: DNA integration. Bases 1 to 903 code for a protein of 300 amino acids. The record is from RefSeq and is a predicted model, not a curated record.
AUGCAGAGAAUGAAGGCGAUUGCGAGAAGCUACCUGUAUUGGCCAAUGAUCGACGACGAUAUUGUGAGCUACGUGGCAUCUUGUGGAUCCUGUUUGGCAGCCGCUAAAGCACCCCCUCGAGCAACACCUGCGACAUGGCCAACACCAUCGGGCGCCUGGCAUAGAGUACACGUGGACUAUGCUGGGCCACUGGAAGGGUAUUACUUUUUAGUGGUGGUUGACGCUUUCUCCAAGUGGCCUGAAAUCUACAAAACUACGAGUACAACAACAUCUGCCACCAUCUCCAUGUUACGGAACAUUUUCGCUCGCUUCGGUAUGCCUGAAACGUUAGUCAGCGACAACGGUCCGCAAUUUACCAGCGCCUUGUUUGCGGAGUUUUGCAACAGCAGCGGGAUCGAGCACAUCACGACAGCACCGUUCCAUCCGCAAUCAAAUGGACAGGCGGAGCGGUUCGUCGAUACGCUGAAACGAGCACUGCGGAAGAUCCAGAGCGACGAGACGUCCCUUGAUGAGGCCCUGGAAUUGUUUCUCAUGACGUACCGAUCGACACCAAACGCGCAGUUGAGCCAGCAGAAAUCUCCAGCUGAGGAAAUGUUCGGCCGCCCCAUCAGGACAGCACUGGAGCUGUUGCGGCCCCCAUCAUCACACUCACUAUCUCCUUCCUCAUUUAUUUCAGUGCGAAGUUUUCAACCUGGCGAUCUCGUUUCUACAAAAUCUUUCUAUAGAAACUCAUGGAAGUGGAUACCGGGAAAGAUCGUUCGUAGCUGUGGACGCGUUAUGUAUGACGUCAUUGCGAGUGAUGGACGUUUACUUCGGCGCCACAUAAACCAAAUCAGGCGUCGUGCGGUAGCCCAUGCACCUGAGGGACAUCAGCUGCCGCUUGAUGUACUGUUAGAAGAAUGAUCUUCUUCUUCUUCCCGACCAGAGCCAACCCAGCCGGAGCUGGAACCAAUCGUAAGCGAGCCAACAGCGCUUUCACGGUCAUCGCCCGCUUAUUCAUCACUAGCAGCGACGACCCCGAUGGAUGUUCCUUUGACGACAUCCAGCUCGCUACCUCCUGCCGACCUCGACAACCGUCACGGAGGUAGGACCGACCAGCGCCUGAUAGAUUUGCCACGCAGGUCUUCUCGAGUAAGAAGACUUCCGCGUCGGCUCGGAGCCUAUCAGCUCAUUUAGCCGGGGGAGAUGUUGCAGUCCGCCGAGACUGCAGCCUCUUCGCACACUCGAUGCUUUCCGGGAACUGACAGCAUUCGAUGUAUAGCGAAUAUAGUCGUCUCUUUCUCUCUCUCUCGUGCAUGAUCCAUUACGAUCGGGGAUCCUGCGAUGUAACGAACACUCGGGAUCUUAUCUGCACCAGCAAUAGACGUGGCUAGCGCGCGCGGCACCGUAUUCCUUUUACUUUUAUCAUUUGAUCGUUUUUAUAUAUAUGUUUGUUAAAAUAAAGUACAA